Molecule: messenger RNA, 246 nt
Organism: Ostreococcus tauri
Lineage: Eukaryota; Viridiplantae; Chlorophyta; Mamiellophyceae; Mamiellales; Bathycoccaceae
Source: the annotation of a RefSeq genome assembly
AUGUCACACGCAGUAAAAAUCUACGAUACUUGUAUUGGAUGUACACAAUGUGUACGUGCUUGCCCAACGGAUGUUCUUGAAAUGGUACCUUGGGAUGGAUGUAAAGCAGGGCAAAUUGCUUCCGCACCACGAACAGAAGAUUGUGUCGGAUGUAAGCGCUGCGAAGCAGCUUGUCCGACUGAUUUUUUAAGUGUACGUGUCUAUCUUGGAUCAGAAACAACACGUAGUAUGGGACUUGCAUACUAA